Messenger RNA from Ricinus communis (castor bean), 2787 nucleotides. Its product is annotated as protein EXECUTER 1, chloroplastic. Gene Ontology annotation, cellular component: thylakoid membrane. NCBI's taxonomy places the organism in Eukaryota, Viridiplantae, Streptophyta, Magnoliopsida, Malpighiales, Euphorbiaceae. Bases 142 to 2169 code for a protein of 675 amino acids. The transcript has 12 exons. The record is from RefSeq and is a predicted model, not a curated record. Gene Ontology annotation, biological process: singlet oxygen-mediated programmed cell death; response to singlet oxygen.
UCAUUUUAGCCACAAUCACAAAUAAAAAGAACCUAGAAACACAGACACACAUUCUCUCUCUAAGAACACACUUAUCUAUAUAAAAAAAUAGCCAUUAUCAUUACUAAGCUUUCUCUCUCUAAAGCUCUCUUACAUUUCUUCAUGGCUUCAAUUUCACCUCCAACUCCUCACAAACUUUCCUUCAAAAAGCACAAAUUUCUUCCGAGAAAAAGACAAUUUUAUCCUUCUUCUACUUCAUCAUCCAUUUAUUCUACUCCGUCCCUCUGUCGCUGCUCCACUAAUGCCUCUGAUGAUAGUUCGUCAUCUUCAAUUCAGUGGCCAUGGAACGCACCGUUUCAAGGUGUAAUUGGAAGCGCAAUGAAAAAGAUUGAAUCUUUCUUCAAUAAUAAUGAUAAAAAAGAGGAGCAUAGUGGAAACAAUAGAGAGAAAGAUGAAAUAAGUGAAGAAGAUAAUUGGGAUUGGGAUCGAUGGAGAAAGCAUUUUGAUGAAGUUGAUGACCAAGAGCGAAUCGUCACCGUUCUAAAGUCACAGUUAGGUCAUGCUGUGAAUAGAGAGGAUUAUGAGGAUGCGGCUAGGCUCAAGGUGGCAAUUGCAGCUGCAGCUACAAAUGAUGUGGUUGGCAGAGUGAUGUCACAGCUGAAUAGAGCGGUAGCAGAAGAGCGUUACCAGGAUGCAGCUCUGUUGCGAGAUAAUGCUGGUGCUGGAUUGGUGGGAUGGUGGUCUGGCAUGUCAGAAGAUGAACAUGAUCCUUAUGGUUUGAUUAUACGUAUUACUGCAGAGCAUGGAAGAUUUGUGGCAAGGAGUUAUAGUCCUAGACAGCUUGCCACAGCUGCAGUUGGUAGCCCUGUUUUUGAGAUCUUUCUUACCAAGAAUAAGAAAGGCGACUUCAAGCAGCAGGCUGUGUAUUUAAAAAGGAAGGGACUUUCCCAAGACCCUUCAACAGUUUCCUCUAAAGCACCGGGUGCACCCAGCCGCAUGAAUCCACCAGGUCCAACUGAAGAAAAAAGCGAUUUAUUUGUGGUGAGCACUGAAGAUACUGACGAUGGUGAUGAGACGGAAGAUGGUUCUGAUAUCGCUGAGGGACUGCCUGGAUUUCAGAAUAUCUUGCGAGAUAUGGUUCCUGGAGUAAAGGUCAAGGUUUUGAAAGUGACAACAUCUUCAAAGGUAGACAGGGACUUCAUAUCUAAAGUGAUAGAACAGAUAAUGGAUGAAGAAGAUGAAGAGGAGGAUACCGAAUUACAAAGUGUAGAAGCAGAAGAUGAAAGUAGUGGUGAAAGUGACCAAGAAAAAGAUGAGAUUGAAAUGGAUGCUGUUCAUGGAAUUAUAGAGGACGAUGGACCGAGUGAAAUUUCAGUUAAAGUUGUUGUUGGAGGUCUUGCUCAGAAAUUUCCGGGAAGUGUCCCUUCAAAAGAGUCGCUUAGAGUGCCUGCUAAGCUAGAGAAAAAGGGAAGGUGGUCAUUUUCAUUUUCAAUCGAGAAAGAUGUCAAUCAACAGGAUCCUGGUGCCAAGGGAGCAGCCUCAGUGGAUAGAAAAGCCAAGUUGCAAGGUCAACGCAGUGCAGAUAGCAUUAUGUUGGAUCUCGCCAAGUUCAUUGGCCAGGAGAAGAUACCCAUGAAGGUACUCAAAGAUGUCAGGGACUUGAUAAAUUUUACCCUCAGUCAGGCUCAAAACCGGCAACCACUUUCUGGAUCAACAACUUUCCAUCGGAUUGAAACAUCAGCAUCACCAGAUCCUCUAAAUGGACUAUAUAUUGGGGCACAUGGGCUGUACACCUCAGAAGUCAUACAUCUGCAGCGUAAAUUUGGUCAGUGGCAAGAUGAUCGUGGGACCAAGGAACCAUCUAAUCUAGAGUUCUAUGAAUAUGUAGAAGCUGUAAAACUAACUGGAGAUCCAUAUGUACCUGCCGGCCAGGUAGCCUUUCGUGCUAAGGUUGGAAAAAGAUAUCAGCUACCUCAUAGAGGCAUUAUUCCUGAAGAAUUUGGAGUGAUUGCUCGGUAUAAAGGACAAGGAAGGCUGGCUGAGCCUGGUUUCCAGAAUCCUCGAUGGGUUGAUGGUGAACUUGUUGUUCUUGAUGGAAAGUACAUCAAAGGCGGCCCUGUUGUGGGGUUUGUAUACUGGGCUCCUGAAUAUCACUUCUUGGUGUUCUUCAAUCGCCUGAGGCUUCAAUAACCGAUGUUUCUGUACAUAGUUUUCAGGAUUAGUUAUUCACAAUUUGUAUUUCUUGAGGAAGUUUUCCUAAUUAGGUUACUUGUGACAACGUUUUGCAGUCUCAAAUGGAAAUGAUAUUUAUUAUCAGCAUGUUCUUCAACUUCACCAACACUAGUAGAUUUUGGUGUUGCAUUCUGGCCACAUUUCCAUUCUCGCCCAACUAACUGUUGCGUAUUCACCCAGUGAAUUCAACUGGAGAAGCUUGGAGAUUCAGUAGAUGUUCAGUCUUUCUACUGCAUAUUCUUUUAGAGAUGACUUUUCCAGCAGUAUGCGCUAAUCCUUUUUGCUCCACUCUUUCAAUUCCUAAAUAUUUAGCGCUCGUCUGAGUUAUGAUACAGCGGAAGUUUCGUAGCUUCAACUAGAAUUUCUUUUUCAAAUCCAGAAUUACUACGCUAUAGUAGUCGAUGGAUUUGGCUGGACAUGUGCGAUUGCUGAUGUAAAAAGAUCAGUGCAGUUAAGGACUUGUGGCAAGGCUUGUUUCUGAUAGUAACAGUUGUAGAAUGAGCUUGUUUUGCUCGAUUGCUCUGUAAUUAUUUAAUUUGUUUCAAUGCAAGAAUGGAAUGCAGCUUUAACCUGUUA